Molecule: messenger RNA, 996 nt
Organism: Ixodes scapularis (black-legged tick)
Lineage: Eukaryota; Metazoa; Arthropoda; Arachnida; Ixodida; Ixodidae
Product: putative nuclease HARBI1
Exons: 4
Coding region: 1-996 (331 amino acids)
Source: RefSeq, a predicted model, not a curated record
AUGGCUGCCGCGUACGUCGUCUACCUGCUUCAGCAGCAGCGCGACGCGGAGCGGAAUCUACGGCAGCAACGUGUGUUCCGCACUCCUCGGACACUCGACACCAUCGCCGAUAACCAUCUGGCGAGGUACUACCGUCUCCCGAGACCUGCCAUGGAGAGACUCUGCGAGGCGCUCGCACCUGCGCUCCGCCGUCCGACGGCUCGGAACUGUGCGCUCCCCGUGGACGCCCAAGUACUACUGGCGCUUCGCUUUUAUGCGAGCGGCAGUUUUCAGUCGGUCGUGGGCGACGUGGGGAAUAUGAGCCAGACGAGUGCUUCGCGCAUCAUAAACUCGGUGAGCAGCGCGCUCUGCAACUUUGCCGAAAAAGGGAUCAAGUUCCCCGUGACCCCGCCGGCAGCAAUGCGUACUGCACGCGGCUUUGCGGAAACCAAUGGAUUCCCCAAGGUGCUGGGGUGCAUCGACGGCACGCACAUCGCCCUCAAGAUUGCAAAGAAGGUCCAGAACAUCUACCGAAAGAGGAAAGGCUAUGACUCCCUGAAUGUGCAAGCGGUCUGCAAUGCGUCGAACGAAAUCACACAGCUCACUGUGAAGUGGCCGGGGAGCACGCAUGACAGUUUUAUGUGGCGCAACUGCGACUUGUCGGAGAGGUUCGAGGCUGGGGGCACGCCCGAUGACUGGUUGCUGGGGGAUGCAGGCUACCCCCUGCAGCCAUGGCUGAUGACGCCAUUUCGCAAGCCGAAGGAGGAAGAGGGCGAAGAAGCCUACAACAUGUGCCUCACCAAGACGCGUCAAGUUAUAGAGAGGACAUUCGGGAUAUUGAAGUCCCGCUUCCGGUGUCUCGACAGGUCGGGAGGGGUACUGCAGUACACUCCGGGCGUGUGCUGCCGUAUUAUCGUGGCGUGUGUGGUCCUCCACAAUUACAGCAUCCGGCACCAUGUCUCCCUCACAGAUCCACCAGGUAAGAAAGACAUGUUCUCUGAAGAGUUUAUGCAUUAA